Molecule: messenger RNA, 984 nt
Organism: Panicum hallii
Lineage: Eukaryota; Viridiplantae; Streptophyta; Magnoliopsida; Poales; Poaceae
Product: transcription factor bHLH95-like
Exons: 3
Coding region: 1-984 (327 amino acids)
Biological process (GO): endosperm development; regulation of DNA-templated transcription
Molecular function (GO): protein dimerization activity; DNA-binding transcription factor activity
Source: RefSeq, a predicted model, not a curated record
AUGGCUCAAAACGGUCCCCAUGACCACCAGGCCGCCGCCGCCUCCGACGAGCGCAUCUUCACGCCGCCGACGACCAUGACCUUCCUGGGUCCAGCUGAGAACCGCAACGGUGGAUCCAGGAUUGGCAGCCCGGUGGGCAUGGAUGCCAGCAAGGGGAAGGACGUCGUCCUCCCGAAUGCCGUCCAAGGUGGAGAGCAUGGCUCGGCCGGCGGCGGCGAGGCCAACGCCGACAAAUCCAAAGGUAAGCACCCAGCAGUGGGGGAUGCUGCCACCGCCGCCGCUGGAGAUGGCUUCCCAAAGGGUAAGGGCUCCUUGGCUGCUGACGACGGCGGCGACACCAAGGCGCACAUCAUCACGGAGCGAGAGCGCCGGAAGCGGAUGAAGGAUCUGUUCAGCAAUCUGCACGCGCUCAUGCCCCAUGUCCCCGAGAAGGUCGACAAGGCGACCUUGGUGGGAGAGACGAUCCACUUCAUCAGGGCCCUGGAGCAGACGAAGGCCCAGCUGGAGAGGCGGAAGCAGGAACAGGCGCUCGCGCGGCAAGCCGCCGCCGAGGCCGUGGUGUCCGCUUUGCUAUCGGCCCCGCAGACCGCGCAAGGGAUGGCGGCCAUGUCGAAUGGCUGGGGCCCAGCUGUGCCACACCACCAACAGCCGCUUGCCGCGGCCGCGGCACCGCCGUCUCUCGCCACGGCCACGGGACCGGCCGGGUUCCAGACGUGGUCGGCGCCGAACGUCGUGCUGAGCGUGUCGAACGAGAAGGCCAUCAUCAACGUGUGCCUGCCGCGGCAACCCCGCAUGCUAACGCUGGUGAUGUCCGUGCUGAGCAAGCACGCGAUCGACGUGAUCACGGCCCACGUCGCGGCCGACGGCCCCCGGAGCUUGAUCACCAUCUAUACCCGUGUGAACGUAGCUGGUGGCGAGAGCCCGUCGGCGGAGGACAUAUACAAGCUAGCCGUGUCGGAGAUCAUGGUCUGGCUCACCAGCUAG